This is a messenger RNA of Dromiciops gliroides (monito del monte), 1647 nucleotides long. It is a transcript of the gene ARK2C, whose product is annotated as ring finger protein 165. Lineage: Eukaryota; Metazoa; Chordata; Mammalia; Microbiotheria; Microbiotheriidae. Gene Ontology annotation, biological process: positive regulation of BMP signaling pathway; motor neuron axon guidance. The transcript is spliced from 8 exons. The record is from RefSeq and is a predicted model, not a curated record. The coding region runs from base 391 to 1434 and encodes 347 amino acids. Gene Ontology annotation, molecular function: ubiquitin protein ligase activity; zinc ion binding.
CGGAGCCUGCGCCGCGCUCGGCUCCCAUUGGCUGCCCUCGCCUUUGUGUGCCGGGCAGCUGCGGCCCCAGCCCCGCAUUUGAAUGUAUAGAGGGGGAUUGGAAGGGAACAUUUCCAUGGGCCAUCUGUCUCUUCGCCAGCCAGCGCUGCCGCCGCCUCAGCCUCCGCAGCCUCCGCCCCGCUGCUGCCUCCGCCACCAUCCCCUCCAUCCCCUCCAUCCCCUCCAUCCCCUCCAUCCCCUCCAUCCCCACCUCCUCCUCUACCACCUCCUCCGCCUCCUCCUCCUCCGCCUCCGCCUCCACCAGCGCCCGGGAGCAGCGCAACAAAGGGACCCCGCGCAGCAGCCGCGAGAGCAGCCGCCGCCGCCGCCGCCGCCGCCCCAGCUUCCAGGAUGGUCCUAGUCCACGUAGGCUAUCUCGUUCUUCCAGUAUUUGGCUCUGUGCGAAACAGAGGUGCCCCUUUUCAAAGGUCUCAGCAUCCUCACGCUACCUCCUGCCGCCACUUCCACUUGGGUCCCCCCCAGCCACAGCAGCUCACUACAGACUUCCCCAUCGCGCAUCCUGUGCAGUCCCAGCCGGGCCUCAGUCCCCACAUGGCCCCGGCCCACCAGCACAGCGGCACCCUCCACCAGCCCCUGACCCCGCUGCCCACCCUCCCGUUCCAGGAUGUCACAGGUCCCUCCUUCCUACCUCAGGCCCUGCACCAGCAAUACCUCCUCCAGCAACAGCUCCUUGAGGCCCAACAUCGCAGGCUGGUCUCACACCCCAGGCGGACUCAGGAACGUGUGUCCGUUCACCCUCACCGGCUGCAUCCAGGCUUUGACUUCAGCCAUCAACUACAGACGCCUCAGCCCAGGUAUUUGGCUGAGGGCACCGACUGGGAUCUCAGUGUGGAUGCUGGUUUGAGCCAUGCUCAGUUCCAGGUUCGACCCAUCCCUCAGCACUAUCAGCAUUACCUAGCGACGCCUCGAAUGCACCACUUCCCCAGGAACUCUUCCUCCACGCAGAUGGUCGUCCAUGAAAUCAGAAAUUACCCUUAUCCCCAGCUUCACUUCCUUGCUCUUCAGGGACUGAAUCCAAACAGACACACAUCGGCCGUGAGAGAAAGCUAUGAGGAGCUACUUCAGCUGGAGGACAGACUGGGCAGUGUGAGCCGAGGAGCUGUACAGAACACCAUUGAGAGGUUCACCUUCCCCCACAAGUACAAGAAGCGAAGACCCCAAGAAGGCAAAGGCAAGAAGGAAGAUGGGGAGGAAUCAGACACGGAUGAAAAAUGCACGAUUUGUCUGUCCAUGCUUGAAGAUGGAGAAGAUGUGAGGCGUUUACCCUGUAUGCAUCUCUUCCAUCAGCUGUGUGUCGACCAGUGGCUCGCCAUGAGCAAGAAAUGCCCCAUCUGCCGAGUGGACAUUGAAACACAACUGGGCGCCGACAGCUGAGGUGACAGUCCGCCUGGCAGAUGCCCCACUUUCCUUCACCAGGUCCCCCGACGGCCAUAGCCCUUGCAGCCAAACUUUGCCUUCUGAGCCAUUUGAUUUAAAGGAAAAGCCUGCAAGCACAUUUUGCGGAAAGAGGAAUCGGUGGUAUCAGCGUCUGAGGGAUAGGCAGGAGGCCCCACCCAGCCCAGCCCGAAUGGUCACCACCCCAUGUGU